UGCUGGGUAUGGAUGUGACAGUUGAACUGGUACCAGUCCUGCUGCUGGCAUGUAUGUGACAGGGGAACUGGUAUCAGUAGUGGUCCCGGUAUGGAUGUGACGGGUGCACUGGUACCAGUGCUGAUGCUGGUAUUUGUGUGAUGAGGCAUUGGUACCAGUGCUGAUGCUGUUACUGGUAUGCUGGUAUGAGUGUGAUGGGGGUACUGCUACCAGUGCUGGUGCCAGAACUGGUAUGGGUGUGAGCGGGUCACCGGUACCAUUGCCAGUGCUGGUACCAGUAUGGGCAUGAUGUAGUGCAUUUAUUAGACUAGGUGAGACAAGGGCGUAACUGGUACUGGCAGAGGAACAACAGAGGGACCAGUACCCAUACUCAUACUGGUGCUUGCAGGAGAAGGGCACCGUUAUUGUUUCCCUUACUGGAAUAGUCAUGGGCAUAUUAGGAGCACUGGUACUCUUACUGGUGGUCAUAGUUGCAAUAGGAGCUCCAGUACUGGUGCUCAUACCCUUGUGAGUGUGACAGCAGCACAAGUAUCCAUGCUCGUACUGGUACCAUUGUGGGCAUGACAGACACCAGUACUGGUAUUCCUUCUUUGCACAACAGAGGCACCGGUAUUGUACUCUACCACUGUGGUCACCGCCUCAUGUGGGCAUGAUGCAGAGGACACUGGUAGCACUAAUGGCAUGGGAUCAGUGGAGCGCUGGUACAAGUGCAGUGUUGGUAGUGGUACUAGUGCAUGUGUGCAGCAGGGGCACUGUUACGAGUAUCACUGUGGGAUCAGUAUGGUACUGCAACUGGAACCGGUGAGGAUAUGAACCUUGUACUGGUGUGGGCACAAGGGGGCACUGGUUACCAGUGGAGGAGGAGUGGGGGCAUAGCAGUGGUACCAGUGUAGGCACCACCUGCCCAGCACUGGAACCAGGAUGGUGCUGGUACUGGUAGGAGACUCUGCAUGGCUGGAGCAAGCUGCCAAUGCCAGCACCAGCACAGAGGGGUGCAGGCAUAGAUGGGCAUGGCACCAGUAUCAACACUAGUCCCAGAACAGCACUGGUGCCAGCAGGAGCUCUCUCCCUUGCAGGGCUUUCUUCUGGCUGGUGUCCCUGCUGCUCUCCUCCCUCAUCUGGUUUAUUGCGGUCAAAGCCAGCAACCCCCAGGAUGAGCCAUUGCAGAAGGGUCUCUUGAUCUUUGGGGUGAUGUUCUCUGUGCUGCUGCAGGAGGCCUUCCGCUUCCUUUACUACAAGCUCCUCAGGAAGGCCAUUGAGGGGCUGGUGGCUCUCAGUGAGGAUGGCUGCUCCCCCAUUUCCAUCCAGCAAAUGGCAUAUGUGGCCGGCGUGGGCUUUGGGCUCAUGAGCGGCGCCUUCUCCAUGAUCAAUCUCCUGGCAGACUCAUUAGGGCCCGGCACAGUGGGCAUCCACGGGGACUCGCAGCUAUACUUCCUGACCUCAGCUUUUAUGACCAUGGUGCUGAUUUUCCUUCACACCUUCUGGGGGAUCAUCUUUUUCCACGGCUGUGAGCAUCGGCGCUGGUGGGAGAUUGCAGCAGUUGUCAUCAUGCACCUCACUGUUUCGGGCUCGACGUUUUGCAACCCCCUGUACGUGGGCAGCCUGGUGCCCUCCUACCUGGUGAUGGCCACUGCUGCUGCCUGGGCUUACAUGCUCUCGGGGGGAUCUGCCCAGAACCUGAGGCGCUUUCUGCUCUGUCUACAGAGUGGAGCCAGCCCUCAGCUGGGAUCCUGAGGCCCCGCGGGAUGUUCCCGUCCCCAGCCACCCCUGCCCUCCCCUCCAUCCUGGUGGCAAGAGCAGCCGUCACCUUCUCUGCAAUACCUUUUCUCCCAGACUGGGGGACCCCAGCCGGUCCCAGCGGGGUUGGCACUGGGGUCCAGCUGUGGCCCAGCUGUGGCAGCCAGCUGAGCAGCGUGGCUUUGGCAGCCCCCAGAGAACAGCUCAGUUUUGGGGAACCCAUCUUUGCUGGCCCUGCCAUAGGCAGAGCUCCAGUAAGCCUGCUGGGAAAGAUGCUACCUUGGACUGCUGGAAGCCUGAGCCCAAAGAAACCCAUCGCUUCUCCCACUGCUGCAGAAGAUGUGCUGUCCCCUGUGGUUCAGGGGGCCGCAUCACCUCCUCGCUGCAGGGUGGAGGAAGGGGCUUUGCAAAGCGCUGCCAUGCUCUGGGUCAGGGCUGACGGCUGCAGUGCUGCUUUCUCCACCUCUUUGACCAGCCUGGCUGCCCUGGCAGCCACUGCACAGGCUCUGGACUGCAGUAUCUGCAGUGAGCUGGCAUCCUGGUGCAGGGAGGAUGAUGCCUGGGGAUCCGAGGGGUCUGACAGCACUGAGAAUGGGAGGAGGAAUGGGAACAUAUGGUGUCUGAAGGGCCCAGCAUUCAUGGGGGGGUGGUGGAGGGCUCAGGAGGUGAUGCAAUGCUGCAGCUGGGGCUGGCACAGCUCAGGGAGGGGGUUCAAGGAGCCAUUCCAGUGGAUCGUUGCCCUCUCCUGCACUUCAAUGGGGAUUUUUAGGCAGGCACCAGCCCUGAUGCUGUGCCACAGGGCUGGGAGGGAGAAACUGCCAUUGGGCUCAGGGCUGAGAAGGCAGUUUUAUCCACCGUGGGCUUUUAUACCAAUAAAAUCAAGUACCAUAGAGAA
Messenger RNA from Pezoporus occidentalis (night parrot), 2632 nucleotides. Its product is annotated as gamma-secretase subunit Aph-1b-like. Gene Ontology annotation, cellular component: membrane; endoplasmic reticulum; gamma-secretase complex. Gene Ontology annotation, molecular function: protein-macromolecule adaptor activity. The record is from RefSeq and is a predicted model, not a curated record. Bases 1192 to 1734 code for a protein of 180 amino acids. Gene Ontology annotation, biological process: Notch signaling pathway; positive regulation of catalytic activity; protein processing. NCBI's taxonomy places the organism in Eukaryota, Metazoa, Chordata, Aves, Psittaciformes, Psittacidae. The transcript is spliced from 6 exons.